UUAAUGACCCCCAUCUAUUCAGAAACCAUUUGCUCACCCUAAACUUUGACACACUUUCGGUGUCAUUUUUGUCUUUUGACAUUUCUAGGUAUCUGUGUGUAAAAGAGCUUUCCUAAAAUGUGCCGGUGUCUGUGAGCCUCGCAUCCUGUCCCACUCUCACUGCCAGCUUUAGCUCAGCAUCCAUAUUUUUCGCAUCCGUGUGGGAGCGAGAGAGAGAGAGCGAGCGAGAGAGAGAGAGAGAGCAAAGGGAGUGGCAGACGCUGACAAAUCUCAUGCCGGGGAGCCGACAGAGCCAUCCCUACACAGACUGUCUGAAGUUCACCGGAGCCGACUUCUUGAUAAUUCACUGGAUUUGGACUUCAUAAGUCCCGCAGGUAGAAUGGAGAGGGAUAUCCGCCAUCAUCACAUCUAGUGCCUCGAGAAAAACCCUUAAUAAGCUGCAAACCUGAAGUUUCUCCAGUGGACAUAAUGAACAUGCUGAAGUCCAGUGGCUUGAAGAUCCCUGGCAGGGGUCCUAAACACUCCAGUCCAGUGGGACGAACAACUGCUGGCCCAUCAACCAGUCCUGCGGCUCAAAAAGACAGCUGCUGCCCUUACAAGCAGACGACUCCCACCCCCAGCAGCAACGCCUCAGACAAGUCCAGCUCCAAAGCCUCCGAGGUGGGUGAUGAGGUGGCCGGGGACUUUGUGGUUGGUGAACGUGUCUGGGUGAACGGAGUCAAACCAGGAGUCAUCGCCUAUCUUGGAGAGACCCAGUUUUCCCCAGGACAGUGGGCUGGAGUGGUGCUGAAUGACCUGGUUGGAAAAAAUGAUGGCUCUGUCAAUGGAGUGCGUUACUUUGAGUGCCAGCCUUUGCAGGGCAUCUUCACCAGGCCUUCCAAGCUCACGCGACAACCCAUCGGAGACGGGAGCGAUGAGCAGCAGCAGAACGCACAGCUGCAGGGUGGUGCGGGAGCAUCUGGUCAGCGUGUGGUCAUGCCACUCAGAGAAGGCAUGCUCAACAGCUCCGUCAAAACCGGCAAUGAGUCUGGAUCCAACAUGUCUGACAGCGGAUCUGUGAAGAAAGGGGGAGAGAAGGACCUUAAGGUCGGAGAUCGAGUGCUGGUUGGCGGCACUAAAACAGGAGUAGUGCGUUAUGUGGGAGAAACUGACUUUGCCAAGGGCGAGUGGUGUGGAGUUGAGCUGGACGAGCCGUUAGGGAAAAACGAUGGAGCUGUAGCUGGAACCAGAUAUUUCCAGUGCCCUCAUAAAUUUGGCCUCUUUGCUCCAAUCCACAAGGUGAUCCGCAUUGGCUUCCCAUCCACCAGUCCAGCUAAAGCUAAGAAGAGCAAGCGUAUGGCGAUGGGUGUGUCAUCUCUGGCUCACAGUCCUUCCAGCUCCUCCAUCAGCUCUGUCAGCUCUGUGGCCUCCAGUGUGGGGGGGCGACCCAGUCGCACUGGCCUGUUGACAGAGACGUCCUCGAGGUACGCGCGGAAGAUCUCGGGGACCACGGCUCUGCAGGAAGCCCUGAAGGAGAAACAGCAGCACAUAGAGCAGCUCCUGGCUGAGAGAGACCUAGAGCGGGCUGAGGUCGCCAAAGCAACCAGCCGUAUCUGCGAGGUGGAAAAAGAGCUGACGGCAAUGAAUGCCCGACAUCUGCAGUAUGCAACAGAGGCAGAGAGCAACCUACAGCAAGUCCGAGCCCUGCUGGCAAGCACACAGAAAGACAAGAUGGAACUGGCCAAUCAGCUUGACGAAGAGAGAAGGAAAGUGGAAGAUCUUCAGUUCAGAGUUGAGGAAGAGUCCAUUACCAAAGGAGACCUGGAGACUCAGACCAAACUGGAGCAUGCCCGUAUUCGGCAGCUCGAGCAGUAUCUGCAUUUGGAAAAGUCCAAAGCAGAGCGGCUUCAGAAAGAGUUAGAGGAGAAGAUGCAAACCACAGUUGAGGAGAAGAGUCGUGUUAUGCAGCUGGAAGAAGAAUUGGCAUUGCGCAAGGCUGAGGUCGAGCAGCUCCAGGCUCGGUUUCAGAGAGGUUCCUUCGGUCCAGUCACAGGCGCCGGAGACAGCAGACCAGGCAUAAACUCGGAGACUCUGGUUUUGCGGGAACAGCUUCUCUCAGCUGGCCGUGAACGCCGUGAAGAGAGCAGCCUGUUGCGGGAGAGGUAUGAAGCAUCCUUGAGCAGCAGCCAGAAAGAAGUUGAACACCUUAAAGCCACAAAAGAACGUCAGGGCCAAGAGAUCUCCGACCUGAAGCAGAGACUUCAGCAGGCCACCCGUGAAAACAUGGAGAUGAUGGACAGCUGGAAAGUCAAACUUGACGCUUUGUUUGGAGACCAUCACCGUGCUCUAGAGGAACUGAAAGCCUCGCUAACAGGAGAUCGCGGGUCCAGUGAGAACUGCGGAGGAGACGGUGAAGGAACCACACCUGAGAUGAGAGCAGCUCUGGAGAGCUUGAAGAUGGAGCAGCAGCUGGAGUUGGAGAACCUGAAAGCCAAACAUGAGAUCGAUGCUGCCGUAAUGGCCAAAGAGCGCGAAGAUCUGCGCGCUCGACUUCAGGAAUUACGGGAUCAGCUAGAGGAGAAUGAAGAGAACUGGAAGAUCCAGGUGGAAGUCAAGUGUAGCCAGCAUACUCUGGAGCUCAAAGAGGUUUUAGAGAAGCUUCAAAAGGCUGAGUUGAGGAUCAGCGAGUUGGACAAGUCCCAUCAAGAGCAUGAGAAGGCCACCCAGUUUCUCAAAGAGCAGCUGGAGCUGGCUGAGAAGAAGAUGGUAGAUUAUGAGGCCCUGCAGAAGGCCGAAGCUCAGAGCCGAGCGGAGAUCCUCUCACUGCAAGAGAAGCUGAGAGUCAGUGAGAACCGACUGCAAGCUGUAGAGGCAGAUCACACCACCCAGGAUGUUAAUAUGAUCGAAAAUAAUGACAACUCUGAAGAGAAGAUGAAACUAAAACAGAAUAUGGAAGAAACUCUGGAGAAACUCACAAAAAGGGAAAAAGAAGUAUCCACUCUAACAACCCAAGUAGAUGCCCUGAAGACCCAAAUAACUGCCUUGGAGGAAAAGGUUUGUUUGGGAGAGAAGGCGGCAGAUGGACUCGUUAAGGAAAAGACACGCUUGGAGGCGGAGCUGGAGUCCAUGACCAAGAAAUCCCAUGAUGCAUCAGGCCAGCUUGUGAUUAUUAGCCAGGAGCUUCUGAAGAAAGAGAGGAGCCUGAAUGAGCUUCGGGUGUUACUGCUGGAAUCUCCACGUCACUCUGCGGGAGUGGAGCGGGACCUCGGCCGUGAAGUCCACAGAGCCGAGUGGAGGAUGAAGGAACAGAAACUACAGGACGACAUCAAAAGUCUGCGAGAGAAACUUUUGAUGCUGGGUCAAGAGAGGUCAUCUACAGACCACCGUCGCUACUCGAUGAUGGACCCAUCUGCUUCAGACACAGAGGUGGCCCGUCUGCGUCAAAGGCUGCUGAGCACAGAAGAUGCCCUGAGGAACGCUCUGGAACACAACCAACACGUGGACCAGCUAGUGCAGGCCAUGUGCACCCGACCGGACAAGAACCAGGCACAUGCUAGUGCAAAUUCUGCUAAUGGAAUCCAUCAAGAAGACCCUUCCUUCACAAAAGAGGAAGAACACUGAUGAGGGCUUAAACGGUUCUCAGGUGUUUAGGGAGGGAAGAGUGGACGUGCAUUGGGAAAGAAGAAGCCUAUUUGACGCCUAGACCUUUGGACUAAUGCUUCACUGGACAUCUUAUUUUCUGUUCACAGUUAACACCAAAACUAUGACUUUAUAGAUGAACAAACAGAGACCACAAAUGGAAGAUGAUCUCAAAUGAUCCGAAAUGCUAUAAAACGACAUAACGGAAGUGGUUUUUAAGGUCAGUGGUACAACACGGACAAAGCGAGCCUGUAGACUACCUCCGAGACUUAAAAAAACGAGAGAAUGUUGGUCAGGAUGCUCGCAGUUGGCUGUAAACCGUUUGCAGUUUCGAAAACACCUUUGGCCUCGAUUUAUACCUUUUAAUUUAUUUGCCAUCUAUGCGUUUUAAAAACGGUGCAUUCAAAGAGAGAAACUGGCCAACUUCCAGCAUAAGGUUUGAAGGUCUGGUCACUAGAUACUGUAGCAAACAAGUAAAUAAACCAGACGGGCUCCCUUAUUCCAUUCCUGCUCAGUUUGGUGUUGAUUUUCUUCAGAGACGUGCUUUUUAAGGUAUGAAUCAUACAAUAUUCCACAACCAUGUUCAACAGAAUUAGCACGGUCAAGCUUCAAGAAGCAGUAUUGCAAAUUCAGUCAAUAUCAGUGCAUACUUUUGUGAUAUUAUAAAGUAUUAGCAGACAAUGUCAGCUCCCAUCCUGUAGUUAAUUUAAAUGAAAAACGAACCAACAGCUUUUGUUUCCUUUGGAAUCAUUCGCUGAAUCAUUUCAUUCUUUUCAUUCAGAUUGGAGAAUCUUUUCUUGACACUCUUAAGAGGAGGUACUACAUGCGCAAACGAUAGCUGAAUUGAACAAUUUAAACUCUAUGAACUAUUUUUCAAUGCAAUGAUAUUUGCCCAAAUGAUAUAUCUUUUGUUGGUUUUGAUUGCUUCUAUUGCCCUCAUUUAGAAGUCGCUUUGGAUGAAAGCAUCUACUAAAUGUAAUGUAAAUGUAGCUGGAUUUUCAUUUCCCUUUUUAAUUUUAUCUUUACAAAAGCACAAACAAACAUUAAUUUACAUGCACAUAUCAUUUUAUUUAAUAUUUAAGUACAAUAAGUAAAGAACCUUUUUAAAGUAAAAAAAAAAGAAAAAAAAAGCAUUUGUUUUUGUUCAUACCCAAGUAAGUAUUUUGAUACAAGGAAAGGAUCGACUGUAGUACUUCGCCUUAAAAGAUCAAGAAAGACUGGUUCGCAUUUUCACUCUGAUCAGAUUGCUCUGUCCAUACACACCUCUGUAGUAAUAAAUCUGAUGUUAAAACCGAAACAGUACAAAACAUAACUGCAAUCCCGUAAAUCAGUGUCUCAAUGGUAUUCCAGAAUUGGUUCUCUCCUUUGAAAAACUAUGUGGAUGAACUCCUGUGCAAUUAGGUUCAUUAGACAACUUUAUACUGAUGUGAUUGUCAUUAAAACCAAGAAAGCAUUUUCUUUUUCAAAAAUAAUAGGGAAAAUGAUAGGGCUGGCCCCAAGUUUUGCAGUUGAAAUUGCUUUAGAUUGCAGUUGGAUUCGAUAAAAAUGCCUUUUAUCUGUUGGGAAACAGUUCACUCACCACUUGCUGUAAUGGUUCCCAAGAAUCAGUAAUUAAACAUUAACAAAAGAGA
Molecule: messenger RNA, 5249 nt
Organism: Carassius gibelio (silver crucian carp)
Lineage: Eukaryota; Metazoa; Chordata; Actinopteri; Cypriniformes; Cyprinidae
Product: CAP-Gly domain-containing linker protein 2
Exons: 17
Coding region: 469-3600 (1043 amino acids)
Biological process (GO): cytoplasmic microtubule organization
Cellular component (GO): nucleus; microtubule plus-end; cytoplasm
Molecular function (GO): microtubule plus-end binding
Source: RefSeq, a predicted model, not a curated record